UGUGAAUCACGUUGGAGUAUUUCUAGAUAUUUUAUUUUUCACGGCCAUAAUGAUUAAGAAGAUACAUAACAUUAUGCAGUAAAUUGAAUAUUAUAUCCUGGUGCUUUCAUGGCCUGCAACACAGUAGGAUGUUUCUCUUUGUUUUUUCAAUUCAUUCUUUUAAUCCCUCUAGUCAUUUUCUCUUCCUUAUUUCUACCAACUACCACGGCCAAGGGAUUCUCAAUUGAAGAGGCAACUGUCUAUGAUCUCCAACUUGCUUUCCGUAGAAACCAAUUAACCUCUAGGCAACUAGUUGAGUUCUACCACAAACAAAUACAAACCCAAAACCCAGUUCUGAGAGGGGUGUUGGAGUUAAACCCAGAUGCACUAGCACAAGCUGACAAAGCUGACCAUGAGAGAAAGGCUAAUGCACCAGGGACUCUUCCAGCAUUGCAUGGAAUACCCAUUUUGGUUAAGGACAACAUUGCUACCAAGGAUAAGAUGAACACCACUGCAGGCUCUUUUGCACUUCUUGGCUCUGUGGUGCCUAGAGAUGCAGGUGUAGUUACCAGGUUAAGAGAAGCUGGUGCUAUCAUUUUAGGCAAGGCCACCCUGAGUGAAUGGUCACAUUAUAGGUCGAAUGAUGCACCCAGUGGUUGGAAUGGCAGAGGUGGAGAAGGAAAGAAUCCAUACACAAUGGAUGGUCCCUGUGGAUCUAGUAGCGGAUCAGCAAUAUCAGUGGCCGCAAAUUUGGUGGCAGUGUCACUUGGUAGUGAGACUGAUGGGUCCAUUUUAUGCCCUUCAGGUUCUAAUUCAGUAGUGGGCAUUAAACCAACAGUUGGCCUCACUAGUAGAGCAGGGGUAGUUCCCAUCACCCCAUUACAGGACACAGUUGGACCAAUUUGCAGGACUGUAUCAGAUGCUGCUCUUGUUCUUGAAACCAUUGCAGGCAUCGACGUCAAUGAUAAGGCAACAAUCAAAGCAUCAAAGUAUCUCCCAAGAGGUGGCUAUGCUCAAUUUCUAAAGAAAGAUGGACUGAGAGGAAAGAGAUUAGGUGUUGUAAGAACAUUCUACGGUUUUGGAAAUGACACUUUUAUGCAUGAUACUUUCGAACUGCACCUGAAAACAAUAAGGCAAAAAGGAGCAGUUUUGGUUGACAAUUUGGAGAUAAACAACAUUCAGGAAAUCUUUAAUGACCAAAGUGAAGACAUUGCUAUGGCAUAUGAAUUCAAAUUAUCCUUGAACGCAUACCUCGGAGACUUAGUUGCUUCCCCAGUGAGAAGCUUGGCCGAUGUGAUAGCCUUCAACAAGAAACACCCAAAAUUGGAGAAACUUAAGGAGUAUGGGCAAGAUCUCAUGUUGAUAGCUCAAAAGACAAAUGGAGUUAGGGAACUGAAGGAAGCAGUGUUAAACAUGGCAAGAUUGUCACAUAAUGGAUUUGAGAAAUUAAUGAUAACAAAAAAACUUGACGCGGUGGUAGUACCCAUUUCAUUCUUUGUUAGUAUACUAGCAAGGGGAGGUUAUCCUGGAGUAACUGUUCCAGCGGGAUAUGAAAAGGGUGCACCAUUUGGAAUUAUCUUUGGAGGUUUGAAAGGCUCAGAACCAAAGCUCAUCGAAAUUGCAUAUUCCUUUGAGCAAGCUACUUUGAUCAGGAAGCCCCCACCACUCCGAAAGUUAAAGGUUUAACCGUUUCAAAAAAAAAAUGUCAGAAUUAUGAUGGAAUUGAAUAGCCAAUAAAGUGUUUGUUUAAUGAUGGCCGAGACUAGUUAUGAGUUAUAUCCAUCUAAGAGUAAAUUAAGUAUUGUCAUGUCCUUCUAUCAGAAACUCUGACAAAAACAAUAAUAUAUGGCAAUAAGGUUCGAAGUGUGUCUAUUUAGCAUCUGAGUUCAUUGCA
Messenger RNA from Glycine soja, 1873 nucleotides. Its product is annotated as probable amidase At4g34880. NCBI's taxonomy places the organism in Eukaryota, Viridiplantae, Streptophyta, Magnoliopsida, Fabales, Fabaceae. The transcript has 5 exons. The record is from RefSeq and is a predicted model, not a curated record. The coding region runs from base 109 to 1665 and encodes 518 amino acids.